Molecule: messenger RNA, 1179 nt
Organism: Penicillium canariense
Lineage: Eukaryota; Fungi; Ascomycota; Eurotiomycetes; Eurotiales; Aspergillaceae
Product: FAD-dependent oxidoreductase
Exons: 5
Coding region: 1-1179 (392 amino acids)
Biological process (GO): ubiquinone biosynthetic process
Cellular component (GO): mitochondrion
Molecular function (GO): oxidoreductase activity; FAD binding
Source: RefSeq, a predicted model, not a curated record
AUGGCCAUCAAAAAGGUAUCCCCACCCGGCCGGGUGAUUAUCGUUGGCGCCGGGCCCUCGGGCCUGAUUCUCGGUCUUCUGCUCGCCAAACAGGGAAUUGAAGUCGAAUUCCUCGAUGCCGGUGCAUACCUCGAUGAGCAGCCUCGUGCAGCUCACUAUGCAACACCUGCAGCCUACGAACUGGCGCGAGCCGGAGUUCUCGAUGAGGUAAAAGCAGUGGGUAUUCAGUGUAAGAGUUUUGCCUGGAGGAAAAUGGAUACCACAUUCAUCGCGGGUAUGAAACACGAUGUGCUACCGGCGGAUUAUCCCUACAGUAUGGUCGUGCUUCCUCUCGACCGACUAGGGAAGGUAUUAUACGAGCAUAUCCAGAAACAGCCCACAGCAACGGUCAAAUGGUCACAUCGCGUCGCGCGCAUUGGCCAGGACCAAGACAAAGCGUGGGUAGACGUUGAAACACCAAACGGCACCACGCGGUCUGCAGCAGACUAUGUAAUUGGUUGCGAUGGAGCUAGCAGCACAGUGCGACGGGAGUUGUUCGGCCCCGAGUUCCCUGGAGAGACUCUGAACGCACAGAUCAUUGCUACGAAUGUAUACUACGAUUUCAGUCGCUAUGGCUACUGGGAUAGCAACUUCAUUGUUCAUCCCAAAAACUGGUACAUGGCAGCGCGCAUCACCACAGAUGGAUUGUAUCGAGUAUCCUACGGUGAUACUCCUGGGCUCACUAGGGAGGAAUAUAUUGCACGCCAGCCACAACGAUAUGCGGAGAUCCUUCCCGGGAAUCCCAAGCCAGGCGAUUACAAGAUCACCAACAUAAGCCCCUAUAAGCUGCAGCAGCGCGGAGGGCUGGGUCUGACCGGCGGCAUCGCCGAUGUGGGCUGUCUCUACGACUCGCUGAUAGGUAUUCAUAACGGUCUUGCAGAUGAAAGCAUUUUGGAUAUUUAUAGUGCGGUCCGGAAACGUAUCUGGACCGAAAUAAUUGAUCCCAUGUCUCGUGAUAAUUUCCGCAGGCUGCACGACCAGGAUCCAGACAGCGCGCGUGAAAAUGACGAGUUUUUCCAGAUGCUCCUUAAAGCGGAGUCUGACGAAGAACUGGCAAAGGAGUUGGCAUUGGGUCUAGAAGUUCUGCGGCAUGAUAUGACGCGGUACUAUACGGACUUCGCUGACGGUGCUAAAUUAUAG